This is a messenger RNA of Tripterygium wilfordii, 1242 nucleotides long. RefSeq lists its product as uncharacterized. The record is from RefSeq and is a predicted model, not a curated record. The transcript is spliced from 5 exons. Lineage: Eukaryota; Viridiplantae; Streptophyta; Magnoliopsida; Celastrales; Celastraceae. The coding region runs from base 1 to 1242 and encodes 413 amino acids.
AUGCUCAUGUUGGAAGAGUUUCCUCAAACUGCAGCUGGUGGACCUCUAUUAAGGUUUGCUCUGACGUUAUUUGAGAAGAGAGAAAAUCGAGAGUGGUUUCUGGGAAUAGGGAGGAAGAAUUGGCAGAUGGAGUGGUUACAAGCCAAGUAUGAUGACGCAACUGAUCUGGUAAUGGCAAAUGAUGAUAAUUGGGAUGAUGAUGAGUUCAUUACAGAUGCAUGCAUUUUAGGUGCUGUGGUAGCCAUUAGUGAACUGACAUAUGCCGCGCCACGUCAAAAGUGUUGGACUUCUCAAUUGUCUGGUCAUAAAUGGAUAACAGAUUUACUUCGAGGUAAUCGAAUCAAAUCGUUAUCUAUAUUGAGGAUGGAAAAAUGUGUCUUUCUUGAUUUGUGCAAUGAAUUGUCAACAAAGUAUGGAUUAGUGGCAUCACGUAACGUUGGAUUGAGAGAGAUGGUUGCCAUGUUCAUAUAUAUCAUAGCACAAGGGGUUAGUACUAGGGCAGUGCAGGAUCGCUUUCAACAUUCUGGUGAGACAAUUCAUCGUCAAUUUCACAAAGAUUGCAUUGGGGCAAUUGAUGGUACACACAUAGCUACAGUGGUGCCUCCUGAAGAACGUAUUCCAUAUAUUGGGAGGAAAGGAGUGACGACCCAGAAUGUUAUGGCGGUAUGUGAUUUUGACAUGCUAUUCACGUUUGUGUGUGGUGGAUGGGAAGGGUCGGCGCAUGAUUCACGAAUAUUCAAUAAAGUUUUAUCAGAUGUACAUAGCAAUUUCCCUCACCCUCCCACAGGGAAGUACUACUUAGUUGAUGCCGGAUAUCCAAAUCAAAGGGGAUACCUUGCGCCAUAUAAAGGGCAGAGAUACCACCUAGAGGUCUUUCGCAAUGGCCCACAAGCAUCAGGCCCCCGAGAAGCAUUCAACCAUGCGCAUUCUUCCCUACGAAGUGUGAUUGAGCGUACAUUUGGUGUAUUAAAGAAGAAAUGGUUGAUCCUAACUCGGAUGCCGUCAUAUAAAUUUGACACUCAGAUAAAGAUUGUUGUUGCAUGCAUGGCAUUGCACAACUUUAUUCGAAUGAACGUAAUUGAAGAUGAAGAUUUCCUCGCAUAUGGUAAUGAAUCGGUGUUCAUUGCAAAUGACGACGACUUUGGUACUCCGAUGGAAAAUGGGGAUCCUUUACAGUUAAAUGAAGAUUUAGAGAUGACCACUUUACGCGAUAUGAUUGCAGCCGAGUUAUAUGAUUUGUAG